CAGAAACGCAUAUUCAUUCUCCAUUAGAGCAGUGAUGAGUCGAGGAGGAUUCAACGAUUCGAGAUCACUUUCAAAUACUACAAGCUUAUCGACUUCAUGUUGCAAUGGCGUUUGUGUGAUGAGUAGCACAUGGAGGGAUGCACAGAACCCGUCCUUUCUCAAUUUCAUCUCUCGCUUUCUCAAUGAAAGUUCUUUCCGUUUAAAUAUUCUUCCAAUUGCACCAGAUUUUAUCUUUAUCUUUGGUGGUUUGUCAGUUGCUUUCAUGUUUGUGACCAAUUGGGAUGUCAUCGACAAGGAAUCUGUCUUUAGAAAAGCUGAGAAAGUGAAGGAGCAGUUUGCAAGCUUCUAUGUGGUUAUCACCCUCCCUUCAAAGGAACAGAAUGAUUCUUUCAUACGCUUCUAUUUCAAGUAUGGAGGGCAACCUGGAGGGCCAACAUUUGUUCCUGUGCGAGACUUUGAGAUGGGCUUUGAAAAAAUUGUGAAGAUAGCACAUUCUCGUGGGGUGUGCAAACGACAGGAUGUAUUGGCAAAAUUAAAAGCUGAGAAGGAAAAAUCAGUACAGGCAAUGGAGAUUUACCAACAAGUUGUUGCAUCAAUCCCUGGAGUUGACAGCCAUGAUGCAAAUGUGCUUUAUCAAACUAUUGGUUCAAUUGAAGCAAUAGCUAAGUCAUCAAAGGAAUACAUUCUGGAAACUACUGAUCUCUCACCCACGACAGCUGAGACAAUCACAAGGUUUUUCAGGGAUCCAAAGUUUUAUCUUGGUCCCAAAAUUGGCUGAGUUGUACUUUUAAUUCUAGAGAAUUCAGAGUCAUGCACCCUGCAGAAGUGACUUUAGAUAUCUCAAAAACAGGUGGAAGUCGAAUGAAUAAAAUCAGAAGGCUCUUCUGAACUUUCUUCUCUUACUUACGGAAAUAUGAUCAUAUAUUUGUGUUAAGUUGCUCUAAGUUUACGGAAGUACUUUAAAGAAGAUCAGAAUUGCAUCUGUA
Messenger RNA from Nicotiana attenuata, 986 nucleotides. RefSeq lists its product as uncharacterized. Bases 35 to 778 code for a protein of 247 amino acids. NCBI's taxonomy places the organism in Eukaryota, Viridiplantae, Streptophyta, Magnoliopsida, Solanales, Solanaceae. The record is from RefSeq and is a predicted model, not a curated record. Gene Ontology annotation, biological process: resolution of meiotic recombination intermediates. The transcript is spliced from 8 exons.